AUGGCUCGCCUACUCCCCUCAGACAGGAAAUCCAUCGUUCAGUAUGCCUUGACGGCACUGCUCCUUCAGUCUACAUCCGCCUCUCAGAUACAACACAGAGCGCCACAGGUCACAGUUGCUCCCAGCGCGACCACUGCUCCAGCGGCCGUUCCCACCGCCAUCUCAGGCUGUCACUUGCAUGAUAAUGAAGUAUUCUGCCUCGCUGGUGAUACGGAGUACUCUGUUCACACUACAGCCACUGCUACCUCCGAGCUUCCUGCUCAGUUCACAGGAUGUCACUCUCACGACGAUGCACUAUUCUGUGUAGCGCCAAGUGGAGAUAAUGUGGAGAUCUCACUAGUAGCCGAGGAAUCCGAAGAAGGUCAUGAUGAUCACGACCAUGAUGAUCACGACCAUGAUGAAGGUGAAGCGACGUCCUCUACCAGCGAAAAGAAAUGCCACUUCCACGCUGGCGUCGAACACUGCACUGGUGGCGAUGAGCAUGAGGACGAGAGCUCAACAUGCGAUAGACAGGACCGGGACUACAACAUCCGUCUCAGAGUCGGUCUCUUGUUCGCCAUGUUGGCAACCAGCUCUAUCGGUGUCUUCGGUCCCAUUCUGCUCUCCAGCUUCGUCUCGCCAAACAAUGUCUUCAUCACCAUCCUCAGACAGUUCGGCACCGGUGUCGUUAUCUCGACUGCCUUCAUCCAUCUCUUUACUCACGCUCAGCUUAUGUUUGCCAGCGAAUGUCUGGGGGAGCUUAGUUACGAAGGGACAGCAGGUGCCAUCGCUAUGGCGGGCAUCUUCAUUUCGUUCCUUGCAGAGUAUUUCGGCGUUCGUGUCUUGCAGUGGCAUGCCGCCAAGACGGAAGCACGCAACAUCGAGAACGGUGGAGAGAAGGAAGACGCGGCCCAGAGGACCGAGAUGGUCAACAUCAUGGUCUUGGAGUGCGGCGUCAUCUUCCAUUCUAUUCUAAUCGGCAUUACCCUGGUUGUUGCUGGCGACACCUUCUUCCUCACUCUUUUUGCAGUAAUCGUAUUCCAUCAAAUGUUUGAGGGCAUUGCCCUUGGCUCCCGCAUCGCAGCUCUUGGAACUCUUCCCCCUAUCAACGCGGCCUCCUCGGUCCACAGCCAUUCGCACCACGGUCACAGCCACCACGGACACAGUCACAGUCACGCCCAGGAGGUUAAGCGCCCAAGCCUGCCUACCGAGCCCCACUCACCAACCUGCACCGAUAAUGGAAUGGUCUCUGAAGACGAGUCAGUGGGAGUCACCGUCAUCAAGCCUGUCUCGCUCAAGAAGAAGCUCCUUCUUGCUUCCGGUUUCGCUUUGGUCACCCCUAUCGGCAUGGCCAUCGGCAUCGGUGUGCUCAAGCAGUUCAACGGCAACGACCCUUCGACUAUCAUUGCUAUCGGCACCCUCGAUGCCGUUUCUUCUGGCAUCCUUAUGUGGGUUGGCAUCGUCGAAAUGUGGGCUCAUGACUGGAUGUUGGGCGGCGAGAUGACCACCUCCGGCCCUCUUCGGACACUUGCUGGUCUUACUUCUCUUAUUGCGGGUCUGGCCGUGAUGAGUUUGCUUGGAAAGUGGGCUUGA
Messenger RNA from Sordaria macrospora k-hell, 1572 nucleotides. RefSeq lists its product as uncharacterized. Gene Ontology annotation, molecular function: zinc ion transmembrane transporter activity. NCBI's taxonomy places the organism in Eukaryota, Fungi, Ascomycota, Sordariomycetes, Sordariales, Sordariaceae. Gene Ontology annotation, biological process: zinc ion transmembrane transport. Gene Ontology annotation, cellular component: plasma membrane. The record is from RefSeq and is a predicted model, not a curated record.